GGUGUCCGCGCGCCGCAUACACGCGCGUGCGGAUUCUUCGCAGUAAGCCGUCCUGUGGGACACGUGUAGUACUCUAGUUAGCGCUCUACCAGUCUCUCAGCCUGCUGUGAUGAUUCACUGACAAGCUUACCUGCCGAAGGAGUCGUGAAGACUGUGAUCCAAAGCAAGGAGACCAGGCCCUGGAAGCGGCUUGCUGCAGACCGUGCAGUCCUGCUGGAUCUGCUUUCCUGUCGCUGUCUUCCCGAGCUGGCCAGGAAAUGUCGUUCGUGCAGGCGAGACUGAGGAUUGCCGUACCUCUUGUCUGUGUCCACGUUAACGAAGAAGAGGGAGAAGUGGUGGGGCCUGUGACGGGCUGUUAGCAGCAGCAAGGAGGUCUUUUAGCUAGCUCGAUUCUGACUGCUCGUGUGUCAGGUGCGACCUUGUUGAUGUUGUUGCUGGCGGUAUAACGUGUAGCUGUUGACUACGGCUGCAUCAAAAGAAAGAAAAAGGCACGCUUCCACCACUUGCGGGUACGGUGGGGAUAGCCGUAGUAAGUCAACAGCUGGUCCCCACGGUCGACACCACCCAUGUACUGUUUGUACUCGACCACCGCCUGGGCUUCUCCACUGUUUCCCGCCAACCAGAGGACGUCCGAUCGUCGCUCCACUGGAACAGGCGCGUCGUCGUGAAUUGUGGACAGGACAGAUACGACUGCGUUUGUCAUGCCACUGCACACCACACUCAUCCCUUCGUCUACAGGAACAAGACGCCUCUCUCCUUCUCCAACCUCAUCUUCGCCUCCGCAGGACUCCACGUCGAGUCAGUCGCAAGAUUUCUACAUGCUCGAAUCCAGUGACCGGAGGCGCAAGAAGAGUGCUGGAGACGUGUAAAAGUUUCCAUGUAAAUGUGGUGACCCAGACCGCUGAUUGCUCCACUAGACGCAGUACUACUGCGGCAGUCAUCCCCAGAGGAUCGCCGAAUCUCCUUCGAGAGUGUGUAACACUGCUGGAAGUGUGCAAUGUGGGGUUCAAGGAAAGGGCGGAGCCAGAAGAGUGGAUCAUGACCAGGUUCUCCCCUUUUCUUGUAGUUCCGGUUGUCCGUUUAGGUGAAGGAAUCGGGAGGAUGAGGGUGAACCGGUCUCUCUUCAUGAUCUGUGGGAGAUUGAGACAAAACUUGAAGUUUGCUCAUGUGUACAUUUUAUAUCUGUACAUAGGGUUGUGUGCAGGGCUUACACUCGAGCAGUGGGUAUUGGUGAAAGGCCAGAGUACUGCCCAGUGGCUCUCAAUCUGAGAGUACCUCACAAGGCCCAUGAGGAUGAUGAUGGCGAAGAAUCUCCUCAGCUCAUUUACAUCAAACAGACUCUUCGACCAGGGUCGAACUCUGGAGUGUGGAGGGAUGUCAUUGUUGUCAAUGUACUGCUGCGCAUGGAGGAACCGCACAACCAGACUGGAGUGUGUACUCCGGGAGUGGGUCGCAUCAUCACUGCUACUCUGUGAACCCACCUCUACAUUAGCCCCGACCUCCAUCUGUCCUCCACAACUGGCUGCACAUCUUCUGUUCUCUCUCUAGUGUCUACAUACCCGUCAAAGUCAUCCUCACUAUCACUUUCGUACUCUUCAUUUCCAUCUAGUUCACCGAGAACAUCUUCAACUGAGAGGGUUGCUCUAGUAGCCAUUGCUUCCAGGAGCACAGGGGAGGGGCUAGAUAUGGAGAACACUCGCAGAAAACGGGGAGAGGCUGGUCGUAGAGACGCGCGCGUAUCCGUCUGUCUUUGCGCACAUUAUGAAUAUUCAGCAGCUGUAAAAGCAGCCGCCCACUUCCGCUCGCGCGUUUUAGCGUGAAAAACUAUGAGGUAAUGCAAGGGUGUGUCGUCCGUUUGGCAGACGAAGAGAUCAGGAGCCAGAAAGAGG
Geodia barretti is the source of this 1889-nucleotide messenger RNA. NCBI's taxonomy places the organism in Eukaryota, Metazoa, Porifera, Demospongiae, Tetractinellida, Geodiidae. The record is from the annotation of a GenBank genome assembly.